Messenger RNA from Spea bombifrons (plains spadefoot toad), 1052 nucleotides. RefSeq names its product RAB33B, member RAS oncogene family (gene RAB33B). Gene Ontology annotation, biological process: Rab protein signal transduction. The record is from RefSeq and is a predicted model, not a curated record. The coding region runs from base 253 to 939 and encodes 228 amino acids. Gene Ontology annotation, molecular function: GTP binding; GTPase activity. Lineage: Eukaryota; Metazoa; Chordata; Amphibia; Anura; Pelobatidae. The transcript has 3 exons. Gene Ontology annotation, cellular component: endosome; Golgi apparatus.
UCUCGCAGAGCCGGGGCAGGACGGGCAAGCAGAAUGCCUCAUCAGCCAGAGGGUCGCUGUCAGAGGUGGUCGCGGCGGUGUCUGGCUGGGGCAGAGAAGUGAGGGCCUGAAGUUUUAUCCGCACGGCAGAUAUUAUUCCGUUCCCGUGGUUAUUUAUUUGCUUGCCGUUUGCACUGCUUGCUCUGGGGCGCCUCUGGUCUUCCUGCUGUUCCGGAACACAGCAAGGCGCUUGCUUGGUCAAAGGUGGUGGACAUGAUGUCGACAGGCCCCAGUAGAGACGAAGUAGGACUGGAAUCCUCGCUGGAAGCAAGCAUCGGGAGCACAUGCUCUUUUGGUGUCAGCCGCGCAAGGAUCUUCAAAAUAAUUGUGAUCGGUGACUCAAAUGUAGGAAAGACUUGCCUGACCUACCGGUUCUGUACGAGCUGCUUCCCCGACAGGACUGAGGCUACGAUAGGUGUGGAUUUUAGAGAGAGAAGUGUGGAAAUAGAUGGAGAAAGAAUCAAGAUUCAGCUUUGGGAUACUGCGGGACAGGAACGCUUUCGUAAAAGCAUGGUGCAACACUACUACAGAAAUGUGCAUGCGGUGGUCUUUGUGUAUGACAUCACUAACAUGGCUAGCUUCCAGAGCCUACCAGCCUGGAUAGAGGAAUGCAAGCAGCACCUGCUUUCAAAUGAUGUGCCCCGUAUCUUAGUUGGCAACAAGUGUGACCUGAGGGACUCCAUCCAGGUACCCACAGACUUGGCCCAGAAAUUUGCUGAUGCUCAUAGCAUGCCUAUGUUUGAAACCUCUGCUAAAAAUACAACGGACCACGUGGAGGCCAUUUUUAUGACAUUAGCCCACAAGCUCAAGAGCCACAAGCCGCUUAUUUUGAGCCAGCCUCCAGAAAGUACAGUGCAGCUGAAUUCUGGAGCAAAGACCACUUUUCCCUGUUGGUGCUAGGUUUGUUUUACUGACUGAGCCAGUUCAUGACUUCGGCUUGGAUGUAAGUGUCAUUCAUACCAUGAACCUUUUUAAUAGAGGACACUGUAAGAAGAUGCAUAGAUGUUUUUUUU